Arabidopsis arenosa is the source of this 899-nucleotide messenger RNA. The record is from the annotation of a GenBank genome assembly. NCBI's taxonomy places the organism in Eukaryota, Viridiplantae, Streptophyta, Magnoliopsida, Brassicales, Brassicaceae.
GCUUCAAGAAACGCGACCGAAGCAACAAAGAAUGAUUGGGAAAGCUGAGUAUUUCAACAGGUUUCCCCGAAGAACCAUAUCUGAGGUUCUCGACGAGACUGAUGAGGCGAAAUUCAGAAUCAUGUGUACCAUCUUCAACAUUGACAUGGAUUUUGGUUUCUACUACUUUAUGUGUAAUAAGUGUAGUAACACUGCCUUUAAGGUUACUCCAAGGUUCAAGUUGAUUCUUGAUGUGAUGGAUAGUUCUGGUGAGCUUAAGUGUAUGCUUUUUGAUAACAGUGCUCCCAAAAUUGUUAAUCAGAACGUCGAUGAAAUUCUCGAUGGGGUGUAUGAUGAGAUUCAAGAUCCAACGAAUGUGCCUAAUUGUUUGAAAAGUUUAGUUAGAAAAACUUUCCAGUUUUUGAUCAACAUUGAUAAGGACAAUAUACAUGGUGGGAAUGAUACCUACAAAGUUUCCUAUGUUGAAUUGGGUGAUGAUGCAGAACAUGUAGACCCUCCUCAAGAUUCUGAUGUUCCCAUUGAUCAUAAUUCUUUGAUCUCCAUUGAGCAGGAUCAAGUUGUUAUAUCUAAUAGCAAUGAGUCUGACGAUCAAAUAGGAACUGCCUCCACUACCCCCUCAUCUAAGCGAUCGAACAACAGCACUGAAGAUACUGAUGAGAAUUCUUCUUCGACUAAAAAAAAGAUCUGUGUGACCUCGAUCAGUGAUGAAAUUGAGAAAGAGGUUUCCGGCGGGCUUAGAGCAUAAGGAAACAUGAAGCAUGGUAGCAAGUUUCGAUUUUAGGAUGGAUUUUAUUAUUUUACGUUUCCAUAAUCAUUAGGAUCUUCCUUUUUGAGUUAUUUCUAUAAUUUCUGUUGUCUUCGUUCUUUUGUUAUUUAAUUAAUAAAUAAAUAUUGCUGCC